GGUCCCGGGGUGGCGGCGGGGUGGCCGCGGUGGCCGUGGGGUGGCGGCGGGGUCCGCGGGGUGGCCGCGGUGGCCACGGGGUGGCCGUGCCGCGGUGUGAGCGGGGCUGUCGCAGCGCUGAAGGACGAGCGGUUCCAGCUGGCCGAGUUCACGCAGCGGCAGCUCCGCAUCCAGCUCGCCCGCGCCCGCCUGGACGACGAGGGCGGCUACUUCUGCCAGCUCUACACCGAGGACACCCACCACCAGAUCGCCACCCUCACCGUGCUCGUGCCCCCCGACACGCCGGUGGUGGAGGUGACGGAGCCGGCGGUGGAGGGCGGCGAGGUGGAGCUGAGCUGCGUCGUGCCCCGCUCCCGGCCCCCCGCCACCCUGCGCUGGUACCGCGACCGGAGGGAGCUCAAAGGUGGGGGGACACGGGGGGGACACGGGGACCUC
Oxyura jamaicensis (ruddy duck) is the source of this 435-nucleotide messenger RNA. Its product is annotated as cell adhesion molecule 4-like. Gene Ontology annotation, biological process: regulation of Rac protein signal transduction; regulation of wound healing; negative regulation of peptidyl-tyrosine phosphorylation. The transcript has 2 exons. Gene Ontology annotation, cellular component: cell-cell contact zone. Gene Ontology annotation, molecular function: vascular endothelial growth factor receptor 2 binding. Lineage: Eukaryota; Metazoa; Chordata; Aves; Anseriformes; Anatidae. The record is from RefSeq and is a predicted model, not a curated record. The annotation marks the transcript as partial.